Monosiga brevicollis MX1 is the source of this 999-nucleotide messenger RNA. RefSeq lists its product as uncharacterized. The transcript has 5 exons. The coding region runs from base 1 to 999 and encodes 332 amino acids. The record is from RefSeq and is a predicted model, not a curated record. NCBI's taxonomy places the organism in Eukaryota, Choanoflagellata, Craspedida, Salpingoecidae.
AUGGCUAGCAUCGCACGUCACACACUGGCAGCCCAAUCAACCGCCAAUCAGGUUUUUCUCAUCGAGGGCGCCAGCACUGAGGUCUCAGCCUCCAAACUCUUUCCAAAUGACGCUGACGUCGCUUCAGGACAGCAGCCACCCCAUGUGCUUGUGUCGGAGAUUGUCGACAGCGAGCUGUUGGGUGAGGGCAUUCUGCCCAGCCUGCGUGAUGCCAAUGAGCCCAGUCCUUGGACGUUGGCUGCCGCUCGCUAUUUGCAAGCCUCUCAUGAUGAUUAUCGCAUCUGGUUCGACUUGAUCGCGGACAAGCCCAUCGAUGCUGCGCCCAGCAUCCCACGCUCCGCUCCUACAUGUACCUGUGGGGCCCAUCAGUACGGCGAGAGCCUCGAGCGCUUUCAUGAUCCGGCCUAUCUAUCGCUAGCCUGCGCCGUUUCAGCAAACUUCUCAGAUCCAGCAGUUGCAGAGCCGGCUGCUGACUUUCUCCAAUUACAGACAUGGCCCCAAAGCGCCCCGGGCACGGGAUACCUCACCAUUCUUGUGGUGCCCAUUCAAUGUGCUGCCUGGCAUGAAGCCAUCACGCCGGUGAAACAGGCGUUGGGUUUCAAUAUGGACGUCUACGAUCAGGUGGCCCAGGCUCAGUUGCCAAUGUUUAUGGAUGUGAGGAUGGAUGAUUAUAUCUUUACUGAGUUGGCCACUGCCAUUUGUUUACAAAGCAGCGAUCAGACCUCAACCCGCCUUGAGUGGGAGCUCACCAAGCCCAGCCGGGUGGAUGCAUUGAUGCUGUAUAUGCGCUACGAGCUCCCCGCAGCCGCGGCUGACGACAGCUUGGUACCCUCAGCAGCCACAACAACCGUGCUGGACCUUCAUCCAGCUCGUGCUCGCUGGGCCCAACAGCAGCCGUUGCAUGUAGGUGAGGACGGCACCCUGAGCAUUGAAAUGAGCCUGGACGAUGCGAUAGCGUCUGAGAUCCGCCCACCAACGUGGUCAUGGGUCGCUGCGUGA